CUUCAGCAGAUCAAGUUGACUUGACUGACAUUGGUGAUAGUGUUGUAGACACAACUGAAAGAGUUGCUGGUGCUGAGUCUGACCAAAUAGGAUUGCCUCAUUUACAUCAGAUAAAAGUACCGUCAGUGAUGAAGAGCAGUCUAACCAAGAAAUGCCCUACAUACUUGCAAGGCCAUGUGAACCACAACACAAAACUGAAGAAUUAACACAGAAAGGUGCAACCUUGUCAUUGUAUCAGGAAGAGGAGGAAAGCAGUGAUGCUGACAAAAAGCCAUUGCCUCAUGAUGAUAUUUUCUGUUGGUGCAACACCAAGUCUUGCAAACAGCUGAAGCGCAGAUACAGAAGAAAGCAGUUAUCCUGGGAGAAAAAUACCUACUUCUGCCCAAGUCCACUUAUAAACCCUUCAGACUACUCUAAAGUGAUUCUGAAGCUCUUCAAUUUAUACUUUGCUCAGUACACCAAUUACCAGAAAACAUUUUUUCAAAAUAUGCUUUCUUGGGGAAGUAGCGUCACUGUUGGCCAUCACUGCUCUGGCACACUGACUGCCAAGAAAAGAGGAGAUCCAUCACAGGGCUUUGAGUUGAAGUCUGAUGAUAAGCAUGCCUUUUCCGCUUCACCUACUUCUGGCUCAGAUCCAAGGAAGAAUGUUCAAGCAGAACAUCAUGCUUUGAAUAAAAAAAUACAAUUGGAAAAAAAAGAUGGUACUGGUAAAUUUUCUCAAAGGGUCCAUGCCCUAUGCUCUACACACACUUUAGAGACUGAGGAUACUCAGCCUUAUGAUUCAGGUGAUGAAUUGCCAGAUAUUACUUUCCCUAUGACACAAAGGUUGGUAGAAAAAGAUAAUCAGGGUAUGGAGUCCCAACAAGGCAGCAAAGACCAGAUUGAAGUACAGACUGUUAAAAAUGAAAAGAGUAGUGUUAGUAGUGAGAGUUUGGGCUUUAUUUUCUGUGAAGAUAGUGAGGAAUGUCCUCAUUUGUCAUCAUCUUCAGAUUCAAAACUCACUCUACUAGAGAAACAGCAGCAAAAUAGCUCACACAAGAAGAAUAGAAGAGACCCUGAAAAUCUCCAGAUUUCCAGGCAGUUUUCUCCUGCUGAAGCCCUAGAACAAAAGGAAAUCAGGCGCAAACGCAAGCAGAACAAUCCCACAGAGGACAAUGUGUGUAGUGUAGAUGAUGAUGACUUUGAGAUCUUAUUUCUUCAGAAGAAGAAACAUUCUGGUAAUAAAAAAAGGCAGGGUGAAGUGUAUGCAACUGGACAGAAAAGACCAGCGAGCACUAAAUGUACAGAAGACAACAGUAGCCAACUGAAGAAAAUGGCUCUCUCAGAAGGCUCAUCGAGUCUUAGCGGCUCUCACUCACAGGAUAGCUUAGAAUCUGCAUUGGGAAGAAGGGCAGAAAGUGAUAAAGUCAUGGAUAAGGAAGGCAAAAGAGGCUAUUUUGAAGGACCAGAAAAACAGGCUGAAAAUGAUGUGUAUAUUUCAAAAAUAGCUUAUAGAGAUCCCAGCUCCACCAGACAAAGACGCAAUUUGACACAGAAAGGGUACAGACAGAACGAAGAAGUUGCAAAAACAGAACAAGUAAUACCUGACGCAGAAGGGCCUAAUACGAAGCAGUUUGAAGUGGAAGGAAAAGAGCAAUCUGAAGUACAAUGUCCUAUGUGCUUCAAAUCUUUUCCAAAAGAUGUGGUGGAAGAACAUGCCUACAUCUGCCAGGGAUCAGAAUCUUUAGGAGACAUAAGUAAUGAUAGGCCACAUCAGAGAGUUUUCCCACAGAGAUCAAAAACAACAGAUCUAUUACUAAUGCCACUGACAAGACAGCCUAUCCAUGAUUCAGAUUACAGAGUUCCUACGACAUGCACAAUAUGUGAAGCACAAGUGUUGGGACAGAGAGCAUAUCAGCAACAUUACAGGAGAUGUUUAAAAAGGACCCUUCCUACACAGCAACAUUUGGUAAAAGGUGGUCAGCUUGGGAGGGAACAAAAUGAAUUUGAUGUCCCUAUGUCAAGACAUGUUGCAUUAAGGGAUAAUCCUGAAACAUCAAAAGAUAUGUCACAAGACAUGGCAGAAGAUUCAGACAGUGAUUUACACUCUGAUGAUGCCACCAAUGACCCAGACUUUAUUCCAACCAUAAAGCAGUGAAACAUAUAGAGCACAGUUUAUAAAAAAAAUUGCUGAUGUUAUACCGAAAAUGUUUAAAUUGGUUGUCAUCCCAGUAAGUUUUAAGAACCAACAGUAGGACAAUCCAAACUACACUUCAUAAAAGCGAGAAAAGUAAUGUAUUUAUGGCUAAAGUUGCCUUUGUAACAUUAAAAAUACAGAUUACAUUCCCUUGCAUUCCCGUCUUUCUGUGCCUUCGGGAUGGGGGUUGUGUGAGUGUAUGUACAUCUGUAAGAAAAGUGGGAGAAUGUUGACUUGCCUUAAUCUUGUAGUUUACUGACUUUUGAGAUUUGUUGACCCUGAUGGGUUAGCCAUAAUCAAAACAGGAAAUCCUCAGUAUUACUGCUAAAAACCGUAAGGAAUUUUAUUCAGGUUUUUUUCUUUCUUUCCAUCUUGAGAUCUUUGGUUUAUUUCUUUCUGGUGGAUAGCUUUCUAAUUGACUAUUGUCCCUUAAUAGCUCUAAAUUUUGCUGCAGGGAGCUGGUGAGGAAUUCACAGGUAAUUGUGACUUGCCAUCAUCCUUGACAGAUGUUUUAGGCUUUGUAAACGCUUUCUUGCUUCUUAUGUUAAUAUUUUGCAUUGUUCAUUGGUUAGUGUUUAAGAAGGCAUAUGCCAUUUUGAUAAAUGGUAUCAUAAGCUGGGUACAGUGAAUGUAAGUAGAUCACAUGUUUAGGGCAUAGCAUGUGGGAGGCAAAGCCCAACCCUCUCCUUCCACUACCUUUACCUACCUUAAUUAAUUAGGUACUCACUUGGGUGGCAGGGAAUUUUUCAAGCAGUCCUCAAAUCUGAUCCAGAGAUGAGUGCAUUAACUAGACCAUGGUGCCUUCCCACUAUCUUGGUAUCAGUAAAAUUGAGUACAGUAUAAACAGAACUGCUGUGACUUGUUUUAUCUGCUGGUAAGCAUCACAUAUAGAAUACUCAUGACAGCUAUCAUAAUUAUUUAAACCAUCUUUAGAGAGAAUGCAAUAAUGGCGUUAAUACUUUGGCAUGUUACUGUAUUCUGUACAAAGCAUACAUUUGACAUGUAUAUCAACACUGAAAGUUCUUUUAGGUGCAGUUUUCUGUAAGAAUUGAUUGGGUUUUUUUAAAUAAAAUGAAUUUUGUGUGUUCA
Messenger RNA from Pomacea canaliculata, 3265 nucleotides. RefSeq lists its product as uncharacterized. The coding region runs from base 152 to 2137 and encodes 661 amino acids. The record is from RefSeq and is a predicted model, not a curated record. The transcript has 10 exons. NCBI's taxonomy places the organism in Eukaryota, Metazoa, Mollusca, Gastropoda, Architaenioglossa, Ampullariidae.